GUCCAAUUGUUCCGCUGUUCCUUGCUUGUCUAGCUGCCUACCCUAGAAUCAUAGAAUCAUCAACUUGGAAGCAAGACCCCACAAUCUACAGACUUGAUCCCAGAGCUACUAAUAAGUUGCGUAUUGUUUCUUGAUUUGGCUUAUGUAAUGAAUAUUUCCAUCGAUCAAACCUUCUACCAAAGGCUACAAAAGCACAGUGCAUUUGCUUUCGUUUAAUUUCUUGCUUCCACCAUACCAUAAUCUUCUUGCCAUAAGUUAUACAAAUCUGAUUAUUAUAUUCACAAAAAUUAUGUCUCCUUCCGCCACUGAAGCCAUUGGCACCACAGCCAAGGUAUCAUCCAAAGAUGCAGUAUCAUCCUCAACUUCAACUCACACAAUACCCCUCAUUAUCAACAAUGAACCUCAUCAAUCCAGCAGAACUUUCCCCGUCUAUUCACCAUCAGAUAAUUCACACCUUCACAAUUGUGUAUCUGCAUCUGCAUCUGAUAUCGACCUUGCUUUGGAUACAGCUCAGAAGGCCUACCCAGCAUGGAGCAGAUUACCGCCACCCCAAAAACGCGAUAUCUUUCUCCGAGCAGCCGAGAUAAUGCUCGGACAAAAGUCUACCCUCGAAGAAACCAUGAUCAAAGAAACCGGCGCAGACCCUGUUUGGGCCGGAUUCAAUACUCAUCUUGCUCGAGAAGGACUUCUCGAUGUUGCCGGCCGUAUCACUUCCAUCGCGGGUAGUAUCCCCAUGACGUCGGAGGAGGGUCGAAGUGCACUUGUCUACAAAGAACCUUAUGGAGUUAUCCUCGGUGCUGCACCCUGGAAUGCUCCCUACAUUCUCGGAUUCCGAAGCGUCACCUACGCACUCGCAGCUGGUAAUUGCGCAAUUCUCAAAGCACCAGAGUUUUCACCAAUGUGCAGUUGGCAUAUCUGUGAUAUCUUGCACAAGGCUGGGUUACCUAAAGGUGUCUUAACAUACGUAGCAAUUUCAAGUGAAGAUGCUCCGGCGAGAACGGCACAAUUGAUUGAGAGCCCGAUCAUUAAGAAGAUUAAUUUUACGGGUAGCACCAGGGUAGGAAAGGUCUAUGGAGAAUUGGCGGGAAAGAAUCUCAAACCUGUGGUGUUGGAGUUGGGUGGUAAAGCUAGUGUGAUUGUUUGGGAAGAUGCGGAUUUGAAAUUAGCAGCUGUGGAGUGUGCAAAGGGGGCUUUCUUACAUUCGGGUCAAAUCUGUAUGAGUACAGAAAGAAUUCUUGUGCACAAAAAUGUCGCAGCUGAAUUCGAAAAAGAAUUAGCAGCCGCUACUGCAGAGAUGUUCCCUUCACUAGUGCCCCUCAUCAACUCCCAAGGCGUCUCUAAAAACGCAUCUUUAAUCUCCGAUUCACUCUCCAAAGGCGGAUCUAUUCUCCACGGCACACCGCCGAGCGAUUCCUCCCCCACCACUAAGAUGUCCCCCGUAAUCCUUAAAUCCGUUAACCCCUCCAUGUCCAUAUACCGCGAAGAAUCUUUCGGCCCCACCGUCUCGGUGAUUGAAAUUUCUACCGAAGAAGAAGCGAUCCGUAUCUCCAACGAUACCGACUACGGGCUCGCAGCAGGCAUUUACACCCAGGAUCUACAGCGGGGAUUGCGUAUUGCGAAAGCGGUGGAAAGCGGUGCCGUGCAUAUCAAUGGGCAUAACGGGAGUGUACAUGACGAAGCGGGACUGCCGCAUGGAGGCAUGAAGAAUAGUGGAUUUGGACGAUUUGGAUCGCUUGGAUUGGAGGAGUGGGUCAGGACGAAGACAGUGACAUUUAUGGAUUAGGGAUUGAGGAAGAGAGAUAUGAUAUGAUAAUUUAUGUAGGAUUUAAAUAAGUGAGACACGAGUUUUAUGUAAGCCGGUAUGAAUAAAGUUAACUAUAUU
Messenger RNA from Botrytis porri, 1882 nucleotides. RefSeq lists its product as uncharacterized. NCBI's taxonomy places the organism in Eukaryota, Fungi, Ascomycota, Leotiomycetes, Helotiales, Sclerotiniaceae. The record is from RefSeq and is a predicted model, not a curated record. The coding region runs from base 290 to 1783 and encodes 497 amino acids. Gene Ontology annotation, molecular function: succinate-semialdehyde dehydrogenase (NAD+) activity. The transcript has 2 exons.